CUCGUCCUCUCCGUCAUCGGCGGCCACUGCUGACCAAAACAUUGACAUCCUAACCAAUCUACCCACGACGGCUCCACGACAACGAUAGGUGCGAGCGCGCCAUCGUUAUCAAGCCCUCCCCAAAGAUUCAAGCUCAGGACGGCCCCUUCGCCCCCGUGUCGUCGCCAUCGCCAUCUCCGCGCGCCCGCCGAACAUAGCAGCAGCAGCAGGCGGCCACACCGACCCCGCACCAACGUAGCCCCCCACCCCGACUCGGACCCCCAAGAUCUGCACCGAGGUCAGAGGUCCUAGCCACCGACAGCUCGUAUAAAACGUAGGGAGACGGACAUCUCUCCACCAUGGCUGUUGACGCGGUGCGCACACUCGUGCGAAAGCUCACGGCGCCGAGCACCUCGCCGCUACUGCCUUUCAUCCCCAAGUACAUCAAGGUCCUCUUCCUCCUCCUCAUCCUUGCCAACUCGUCGUCGUUCCCAUUCCUAUGGCACCUCCGCGUCUGGAAGUACCCGCUCACGGCGUACUACAAGGCGUACACCAAGGGCGUGAACGCGUUCUGGCGCGGCUGGCGCAAGGAGGUCGACAAGCGCGGCAACAUCUACCAGAACAGGACAAAGAUCAGGCGCAUCGCCCUGUUCGACGACUGCGACUACAACAUGCACCUGAGCAACUCGUCGUACCCCAAGGCGUCGGACGCGGGCAAGAUGAAGUGGGCCAUUGACAACAUGGCGCCGUGCUUUGCGACUGGCCUCUUCAUGGCUCUGGGCGCCAGCCACUGGCAGUACUUCAAGGAGAUCCCAAUCGGCUCGACGUACACGAUUGAGACGAGACUGGGCGGCUACGGCGACAAGGUCCACCUCGUCACCGAGUUCAUCAUCUACCCCAAGGGCAAGGGCAAGGGCAAGCAGUCGCGCCCGGUAUCCGAGGCGCCAAAGGUCAACCCCAACAUGUCUGUGCCCCCCAGCGGCACCGACACGCCGGUGUCCGCCAUGGCAGCGGUUCACCCGCUCAAGACGCCCGAGGAGGUGGUCAAGAGGCUGGCUGCGCGCGCGCGUGCGCCGCGUGCCGACGGUGGUGUGGUGUGCUGUCUGGCAGUCACCGACUACUGUUUCAAGAUUGGCCGCAUCACCAUCCCGCCGCGCGUCGCGUUCCACCUAAGCCUGCUGAGCGAGGACCCCGACCGCCGGGCGCACGCGCUCAACAUCCUCCGGUCCAAGGACCACGGCGCGGCGUUCCUCCGUGGUGGGUGGAGAGACGACCCGCUCGCCGACGUCAUGGGCAAGGAUAUUGGCCCAGACGAGGAGGGCAGCUUUGAGUGGAUCCAGAACGGCCGCGAGGCCAUGGAGCUGGUGGGCCAGGGGCUGUCGGCGUUCUAGGCGCUGCCGUCGAGAACGAGCGAGCGCAGCGAGCGAGCGUGGGCAGUCAGCUCGACGCCGAUGGAACCCAACACCAAGUCACCACCCGCCUCCCGAAGUCAAUACAUUCACCUCUCGGAGACACGCUGCCAGGCAGUGAGUGCACAGUGCACGUCAUAGCCCCGCCACGCCACGCCGCGCCGCGUCGGCCUGUGCACGAGACAAGCGUAGCCAGCCGAGCCGUGGUCGUGGCGGUAGUAGUGUAGUAGCCAUAUGCAUAGUAAUAGCAGUUGA
Messenger RNA from Vanrija pseudolonga, 1643 nucleotides. RefSeq lists its product as uncharacterized. NCBI's taxonomy places the organism in Eukaryota, Fungi, Basidiomycota, Tremellomycetes, Trichosporonales, Trichosporonaceae. Bases 339 to 1370 code for a protein of 343 amino acids. The record is from RefSeq and is a predicted model, not a curated record. The transcript is spliced from 4 exons.